Messenger RNA from Galeopterus variegatus (Sunda flying lemur), 4862 nucleotides. It is a transcript of the gene HR, whose product is annotated as hair growth associated. Gene Ontology annotation, biological process: regulation of transcription by RNA polymerase II. Gene Ontology annotation, cellular component: chromatin; histone deacetylase complex. NCBI's taxonomy places the organism in Eukaryota, Metazoa, Chordata, Mammalia, Dermoptera, Cynocephalidae. Bases 1 to 3564 code for a protein of 1187 amino acids. The record is from RefSeq and is a predicted model, not a curated record. The transcript is spliced from 18 exons. Gene Ontology annotation, molecular function: chromatin DNA binding; transcription coregulator activity; histone H3K9 demethylase activity.
AUGGAGAGUACGCCCAGCUUCCUGAAGGAGACCCCAGCCUGGAAGAAGACAGCCCCUGAGAAUGGCAUCGUGGGACAGGAGCCGGAUACUCCGCCUCGGGAUGGGCUGCAUCAUGGGGCACUGUGCCUGGGAGAGCCUGCUCCCUUCUGGAGGGGUGUCCUGAGCACCCCGGACUCCUGGCUUCCCCCUGGCUUUCCCCAGGGCCCCAAGGACACACUUCCACUUGUGGAGGGUGAAGUCCCCCUUAAUGGGGAGAGGAGGGCCAACUGGCUGGGCAGCAAAGAGGGACUCCGCUGGAAGGAGGCGAUGCUUACCCACCCUCUGGCAUUCUGCGGGCCGGCGUGCCCACCUCGCUAUGGCCCCCUGAUUCCUGAGCAUAGUGGUGGCCAUCCCAAGAGUGAUCCUGUGGCCUUCCGACCUUUGCACUGCCCUUUCCUUCUGGAGACCAAGAUCCUGGAGCGAGCUCCCUUCUGGGUGCCCACCUGCUUGCCACCCUACCUGGUGUCCAGCUUGCCCCCAGAGCGUCCAUGUGACUGGCCCUUGACCCCGCACCCCUGGGUGUACUCCGGGGGCCAGCCCAAAGUGCCCUCUGCCUUCAGCUUAGGCAGCAAGGGCUUUUACCACAAAGAUCCGAGCAUUCUCAGGCUGGGAAAGGAGCCCUUGGCAGUUGCGGAACCUGGAUUGUUGGGCUUAGCCCCUGGUGGGCAUCUGCAAAGAGCCGGGGAGACGGAACGCCCUUCACUCCACCAGAGGGAUGGAGAGACAGGAGCUGGCAGGCAGCAGAAUCUUUGCCCACUUCUCAUGGGGCAUCCAGAUACUGUUUCCCGGGCCCCCUGGCCUGCUUGUCCCCCAGGCCUGGUUCAUACUCUUGGCAACGUCUGGGCUGUACCGGGCAGUGGGAGCCUUGGGUACCAGCUGGGGCCACCAGCCACGCCAAGGUGCCCCUCUCCAGCACCUCCUACCACCCAGGGGGGCUGUUGCACAUCUCACCCACCUGCUAGAGGUGGGGGUCUUGGCUCUUGUGGGAAGUGCCAGGAGGGCCUAGAGAGGGGUCCCAGUGGAUCUGGUGAAUCCAGUGAGGAAGCGAACAGGCCCUCUGGUCCCAGGGUCUGCGCCCCCAGCUACCAUACUAAGCUGAAGAAGACGUGGCUCACGCGACACUCUGAGCAGUUUGGCUGUCCAAGCGGCUGCCCUGGGGACGAGGAGAACCCGGCUGCCCGGCUCCAGACCCUCAAGAGGGCAGGCAGCCCUGAGGUCCAGGGAGCAGUGGGCAGUCCAGCCCCAAAGCGCCCACCUGACCCUUUUCCAGGCACUGCAGGGCAUGGGGCCAGGGCUUGGCAGGAGGUGCUGGACGCAUCGAUAGGGAGCAAGGCAGAGGCAGAACAGCAUGGUGACCAGAGAGGACCCGGAGAUGGCAGGGCCAGCCUCCAGGACCCAGGGCUUCAGGACAGGUCUCGCCCGGCUGUCCCAGCAGCCAUCGCUCAGUGCCAAAGCUGUGCCCAUGCAGCUGGAGAGGUGGGAGGGCUGGCCUGCCACUCCCAGCAAGUGCGGAGAUUGCCUCUGGGAGGGGAGCAGCAGCAGGAGGAAGACUUGGCCACUGGCUCCGAGGAGAGGGGAGGGUCUGGCCCGGAGGCUCGGCUCAGCGUGGGCCUCGCCAAACAUCUGCUAAGUGGUUUGGGAGACCGACUAUGCCGCCUGCUGCGCAGGGAGCGGGAGGCCCUGGCCUGGGCACAACGGGAAGCGGGCCAGGGGCCAGCUGUGACAGAGGACAACCCAGGCAUUCCACGCUGCUGUAGCCGUUGUCACCACGGACUCUUCAACACCCACUGGAGAUGCCCCCACUGCAGCCACCGGCUGUGUGUGGCCUGUGGUCGCAUGGCUGGCGCUGGGAGGACCAGGGAAAAGGCAGGCUCUCAGGAGCAGUCUACAGAGGAGUGUACCCAGGAGGCUGGGCACACUGCCUUCUCCCUGAUACUGAUCCAGUGUGUCUCCAGCCAGGCUUUGGCAGAACUGAGCACAGCAAUGCACCAGGUCUGGGUCAAGUUUGACAUCCGGGGGCACUGCCCCUGCCAAGCUGAUGCCCGGGUGUGGGCUCCCGGGGAUGGGAGCCAGCAGAAGGAGGCGACAGAGAAAACUCCCCCAACUCCACAACCUUCCUGUAAUGGGGACACCACCAGGACCAAGGACAUCAAAGAGGAGACUCCGGACUCCACCGAGACCCCAGCAGAGGAUCGUGCCAGCCGAGGGCCCUUGCCCUGCCCCUCUCUCUGCGAACUGCUGGCCUCUACUGCUGUCAAACUCUGCUUGGGGCAUGAGCGGAUACACAUGGCCUUUGCCCCCGUCACUCCAGCCCUGCCCAGCGAUGACCGCAUCACCAACAUCCUGGACAGCAUCAUCGCUCAGGUUGUGGAACGGAAGAUCCAGGAGAAAGCCCUGGGGCCGGGGCUUCGGACUGGGCCGGGCCUGCGCAAGGGCCUGGGCCUACCCCUCUCGCCAGUGCGGGCCCGGCUGCCUCUCCCCGGGGCCCAGGCAGUCUUGGUCGCUCAGAGGACCCAGCCUGACCAUGGCGGGCACCUUGUGACCUCCUUUCUUUCCCCACUACAGCCUGUGUUGGUGUCAGGGAUUCAGAGGACACUACGAGGCAGCCUGUGGGGAACAGAAGCCCUUGGGGCUCUCGGAGGCCAGGUGCACGCGCUGACCCCCCUGGGGCCUCCCCAGCCCACAAGCCUGGGCAGCACCACCUUCUGGGAGGGAUUCUCCCACCCUGAGAUUCGCCCAAAGUCAGACGAGGGCUCUGUCCUCCUGCUGCACCGAGCUCUGGGGGAUGAGGACACCAGCAGGGUGGAGAACCUGGCUGCCAGCCUGCCACUCCCAGAGUACUGCGCCCACCAUGGCAAACUCAACCUGGCUUCCUACCUCCCCCAGGGCCCUGUCCUGCGUCCACUGGAGCCCCAGCUCUGGGCAGCCUAUGGUGUGAGCCCACACCGUGGACAACUGGGGACCAAGAACCUGUGUGUGGAGGUGACAGACUCGGUCAGCAUCCUGGUGCAUGCGGAGGCACCGCUGCCUGGCUGGCACCGGGCACAGAAAGACUUCCUUUCAGGCCUGGAUGGGGAGGGGCUCUGGUCUCCAGGCAGCCAGGUCAGCGCCGUGUGGCACGUGUUCCGGGCCCAGGACGCACAGCGCAUUCGCCGCUUUCUCCAGAUGGUGUGCCCGGCUGGUGCAGGCACCCUGGAGCCUGGCACCCCGGGAAGCUGCUAUCUGGACUCAGGGCUGCGGCGGCGUCUGCGGGAGGAGUGGGGCGUGAGCUGCUGGACCCUGCUGCAGGCCCCCGGAGAGGCUGUACUGGUGCCUGCAGGGGCGCCCCACCAGGUGCAGGGCCUGGUAAGCACAGUCAGCGUCACUCAGCACUUCCUAUCCCCCGAGACCUCUGCCCUCUCUGCUCAGCUCUGCCACCAGGGGCCCAGCCUGCCCCCUGACCACCACCUGCUUUAUGCCCAGAUGGACUGGGCUGUGUUCCAAGCAGUGAAGGCAGCAGUGGGGACGUUACAGGAGGUUAAAUAGGGGAAACCCAGGUGUCUGGGAUAGGGGUGGAGGGCAGGUGCUCAGCCCAGGCAGAGCUUCAGCAGGGAAUGACGCUGGGGAACUUGGGGACUUUUGAUCAAUCCCACAAGCACCACUCUGGGCACAAGUAGGGGACCCCAUUACUUGCCCCUGCCCUGGGCCCUAAAGCCAAUAACCACAGUGCUACCAAAGCUCACACCUGCCUUUUGCAGGCUGGCACCUGCUCCACCCCUGUGCCCCUCUGCAUGGUACCAAGCCCACAUUGGGGGUGACUGACUCCCUCCAGCCCCCACCCCCCAACCCAGGAGACAAAUAGCCCUUCCUUGGGGGACCCUGGGAAUGAUUCUGGCUUAAGCAACACCUCUUCCUCUACGGUCCCACCUGUGCCCCAAGCUCUGCUUAUACCACCUGCAUCCUCACCGGGCCCCUGGGCAACCCUUCACACUGCAGGCACGCUGGACAAGGGGCCAUGGAAGUUCUGCUCUCCUGCAGGAAGAGCUGUGAAGCGUGGGGAGGGGAUGGCAUCAGGGACUGCCAGGCUUGGCUGGAGGGAAGGCACGGGUGAUGCCACCCUGCUCCUGCCCCCUCCUCCCCACUCCCUCCUUUGUGAUUUCCAUUAAAGUCUGUUGUUUUGUGACUGCUGCCAAUGUGGUGGCCUUGCUCCUGCAGGCCACAUGGUCUGGGGAGGGAGGAGAGACACAGAAAUCUGCUCUGUAGCAGAGGCAAAUGAAGCAGGGCAGGCAGGCUCGGACCAGGCGACAGGGAGCUCAAACAUCACUGCCUGUUCUUCUGCUGGGGGCCUGGGUCUCUGCCUCCCACCGGGGAGCAGAGGGAGCCUGCAGCCCCCAAAGAUGCUCAGCAUCUACGACAGCAGGAAGGCAGCAUCCUGGGCAUGGCAGGGAGGUGGCCUCCCCAUGUGGCACGCACCUAGAGAUUCUGGAGCCCCACCCCUCCCAGCAAACUCCAGGCUGCCUCAUCUGUCUUGCCUGCCCUGACCUGGAAAUCCAGGAGUGUGGCACAGGAGAGCCCUUGCCCAGUCCGUCUGCCCUUGGUGUCCAGGGCCAGCCCCAGGCCCAGCCACUUGCUGGGGACUGAGCUUCACUGCCUCAGACAGCUGACCCCUUGUCCUCCCCGCCCCGUCCCCACGGCACUUCUGGUGUGGCUCUGCCCCGGACCCCUUCCUUUGUGUAUCUCAGCCCUCAACUGCGCCAACUGUUGUCAUACCUAAUUGUUCUGCUGUGGUUCGGAGAAUGUUUUUUUUUUUAAUUAAAUAAAGUUUUUUUUUAUUAUAAAGGUAA